This is a messenger RNA of Ictalurus furcatus (blue catfish), 1832 nucleotides long. Its product is annotated as antimicrobial peptide NK-lysin-like. Lineage: Eukaryota; Metazoa; Chordata; Actinopteri; Siluriformes; Ictaluridae. Bases 861 to 1286 code for a protein of 141 amino acids. Gene Ontology annotation, biological process: lipid metabolic process; defense response to bacterium. The transcript has 5 exons. The record is from RefSeq and is a predicted model, not a curated record.
UGGUGAUGUCACUGCCUGUUGUGUGUGGGGUUUUUUUCACAGCUAUCACAAUGUUUCUUUCAUCAGCUGCUGCUGUUGUUUUCCUUGGCCGACCCAUCCAGUGCCUGUUGCUCAGUACACCAGUGGUUUCUUACUUUUUCAGGACAUUCCAAAUUGUUGCACUGGCUAUGCCCAAUGUUUGAUUAUCCCUCUUUUCUCAGCUUCCUUAUGGCUUGCAUUUCUCCCAUAGAUAGCGUUCUGAUCUUUGUGCUGGUUUAUCCUUUUUAACAGCAAAUGCAGUCUUCACAGGUGAAACUGAAGGCCAAAACCAAUAGUAGAUGUUCAGAGUUAUUCAUUUUUCAAACAAUUGAUCAAACAGGACACACCUGGAUAACAAGUAACAACUGUCAGUCACAUGUUACAAUAUUUUUGCUCACCUACAAAUUGGCUGGUCUGAUACAAAAUGUGAUAUGUUUUAUGUUGUUUAACACAUCUACAUAUAAAUCUCAGGAAAUAAAAUCGGAAAUUCUAAACUCUCCUCAUAUUCAUCUUUUGAUCUUAAUCCCGGACGUCUUCAGUCUACAGCAAAAAUAAAAUUUAAUUGGCCUUGUUCCAAUAGUUUUGCAGGGCGGUGUACAUAAAUUAUAUUUAAGCAUGAUCAAAUGGUCAUUCUUGUAAAAGAGGUGGUAGGUGCACUGGAAAAUAUUGAACAUGACUCUGAGCUGCUCUGCAUUGUGUGAAUCAGCACUUCUGGUUUGUGGUUUCAGAGAAAAAGUUACUGUGGGAAGGCCAAAGGUAUAAAAGACCUCCAGCAAAUGUUGCAUUAAGACGAGACUAUUCAGCUCUCAAGAAGUCACUUACCUUGUGCAUCUUCAACCAGUAUGCUCCGAAACCUCCUCGUUGCUUCUUUCCUCAUAGGCGCAGCCUAUGCAGUGCACCUGGAAUACCUGAAAGUUGACUCUGAGGAACUCCUUGAUGAGACUUGGGAUGAGGAUUUGCUGAUGCCCGAGGAACAGAUCCCUGGUCUGUGUUGGAUUUGUAAGCAGCUCAUGAAGAAAGUGAAAAAACAUCUUGGUAAUCAUGAAAAUGCGGAAAAGAUUAAAGAAAAACUGAGGAGAGGCUGUGACAAACUCCCAGGUGUGAAGGAUUUGUGUAAGAAAAUGGUUAAUAAGAACAUUGAUCUCUUGGUGGAGGAACUUUCUACUGAUGAUGAUCCGAAAGCAAUCUGUGCUAAAGCUGGCCUUUGCAACUCAGUGGACAUGUGGGAAUUGAUCCAAGCUUUUCCACAAAACUACCAGAAGCUCUGAAGGAGCACAAAACUCCAGCAUGGCAAGAAAUGAAUGAAACUGUAAUUAGAUGUUUAAAACAUUAAUGGUUGCAAAUCAUUCUCUGCUAAUAAAUUUUUUUUAAGCAUUAAUUCUCUCUCUUUCUAUGUGUACAAAAUAGUUAAUGCUGGUUGAAUCUGUAAAGGGUCUGUAAAAAGUGCUAUGUCAGAUUUAUUCAAAGAACUUCAACAAAAUUUUUUUUUUUUUACAAAUGAUCAUUUUAUUUGCAAGUGUAGACCACACCAAAUGGUAGUGACAUGGAGAGUGAUUGUGGAACUAUAAUAAAGAAGAACUGUGAGAACUUGGACUGUGGUUUUAGAUGGCUUCAAUUUUGUCUAGACAACCAUGUUCCCACCAGAUGAAGUCAGGUAGGAGUUGUUGUGUAGUUGGUUUGCUAAUUAUAAUAUCAGUACAUCAAAAUGAGGAACAUACUGGAAAAACUUCAAUGAACUCUCUGCUAAAGGUCUGUUAGAAUAGUUUACAACAAAACAAGACAUGGCUGUGAAACAGAACUGUCAGGAGCUUCAG